Molecule: messenger RNA, 1208 nt
Organism: Fusarium redolens
Lineage: Eukaryota; Fungi; Ascomycota; Sordariomycetes; Hypocreales; Nectriaceae
Exons: 2
Coding region: 296-892 (198 amino acids)
Source: RefSeq, a predicted model, not a curated record
AACCAUAUUAGAUUCUUGAGCAAACGGAUUGGCCAGAACUUUUACCGAUGGUCCCACAAUGUAAUGUCUCGAGAUUGCGAGGGGCUGGAACGCUAUCUUCUUUAUGAAAUUCUUUCGGCAGUUGACUCUUUUCAUUAUUAUCCUUCCUUCCAUGCAGAUCACUGCCCUUCUUGUCCUGUCCCCAACCGACGACUUACUGUACAAGAAUGUUGCCAGCCCACCAUAAAUUAAAUAGGAAGUUCACGAGCUCAUCACCAUCCCCACAAAUCACUUAAUAUCUAUCUCAAUAGUCGCUAUGCGUUUUCUAAUAGCGUUUGUUGCCAUCUUUGGGUACGCUGCAGGAAGCCCACAUCCGAUGGAAACGAGAGCCACCAAUCAGGUCUCAACUUUUCAGAUUGUUGCUUUCCGCCCCGACUCGGAAAUCGACUCACUCAAAAUCAAAGCUGCCAAUAACACACUCUAUAUCGGUCCAUCCGCCCAAGACGCAUGCUGUAAUCAGCGGAACGCCGAAGACGCCGCGACCUUUUAUCUGAAGAGCGAGGAGCUCUUUCUGUACUCGCCAGGCAAUCCGAAGCAGCAGGUUUAUGUGGACAACUCUAGAGCUGGCGAGAGAAAUAUUCGUUAUUACAUCGGAUCUCAGCCGCAGCCUCAAGGUGCCAAAACGAAGGGAUGGGAAAUCCGCAAAGACGGGGCUCUGACUUUCAAUGACGGUCAACUGAUGGCUUGCAACAACGGUGCUAAUACUUGGGACGUCUUGCUACGAAGCGGUGACCAGAGCGCUGGGAAUGGCAAGAAGUGCUUGGAAUUCACAGCCAAAACAUCCAUUAGAGCAAGUCCCACCAGCUGUUUGUAUUCUGGUGAGCAUCAAGUUGUCUCAUUCCACUGCCUGUGAUAGAGGGAUUCCAGCUACGCUUGGAGAAUAUCUGUAUACCAUUGUUAAAAGAAAUAUUAUUGGUAGAAAAUUGUUAGAUAGGAGAGGUUUGGUGUUACGCUGUAUGUCUGUUGAUCCUUAUUGAGAGAUAUAUUUUGUUGAGGGCGUUGUGCAUGAUGCCUUACAGGCGUAUAUAAAAUAGCGCUGUUUCACAGGUGUAACCUUGAUCUAUCUCUUUGGUGAGACAUUGGAUAAGGCUAUUAUAAUCGUAAGGCAAUUGAUAGGGACGCAUCAAGAAUUGAUAAGAGCGUAUCGUCCUUAGGGACGCUCCAACUUU